Metschnikowia bicuspidata var. bicuspidata NRRL YB-4993 is the source of this 2448-nucleotide messenger RNA. It is a transcript of the gene KIC1, whose product is annotated as putative serine/threonine protein kinase. Gene Ontology annotation, biological process: protein phosphorylation. The record is from RefSeq and is a predicted model, not a curated record. The transcript has 2 exons. Gene Ontology annotation, molecular function: ATP binding; protein kinase activity. Lineage: Eukaryota; Fungi; Ascomycota; Pichiomycetes; Serinales; Metschnikowiaceae. The coding region runs from base 1 to 2448 and encodes 815 amino acids.
AUGCUGAGUACAGCUGCAUAUCAAAGAACAAAAGUCAUUGGGCGAGGGAAAUUUGGCGUUGUAUACAAGGGUUACCAUAAACAAACAAAGAAAACCGUUGCUAUAAAGGUUUUGGAUCUCGACACAAAAUACGACGAAGUGGUAGAUGUUCAGCAAGAAAUCCAGUUUCUAGCCGAUUUGAAGAAUUCACCAAACGUCACUCACUACUAUGGACUGUUUUUAGACGACACUAAGCUAUGGAUCAUAAUGGACUAUUGUGAAGGAGGUUCCAUGCGGACCUUGCUUAAAGGAGGGUUGUUUGAAGAGAGAUAUAUUGGUGUCAUUGUCCGUGAAGUAUUGAUGGCACUUCUGGCUGUCCACAAAAUUGGUGUUAUACACCGUGAUUUGAAAGCAGCAAAUAUUUUAGUCACGAAUGAAGGACACGUGCAGCUUUGUGACUUUGGUGUAGCAGCGCAACUAACGGCUAACUCGGCCAAAAGAACUACAAUAGCUGGUACACCUUUCUGGAUGGCUCCAGAGGUUAUACGAGAGGGUGAUCAUUACAAUUUUAAAGCGGAUAUAUGGUCAUUGGGAAUCACCAUUUAUGAGCUUGCGACAGGAAAUCCUCCUUACUGCGACAAGAGUGCGACGUGGGCAAUGACAAUGAUAGAAAAACAAGCACCGCCAAGACUCGAAGGCAGAGAAUAUCCUUCAGCUCUCAAGGAGUGCAUCGCACUUUGCCUAGAUGAGAGUCCAAAUGAACGUCCAUCGGCAGAUGAGCUAUUCAAGUGCAAGCUUGUGAAGCAGUACAAAAGCCUCCCUACAUCCACUUUGAAAGAACUCAUUUCAAGAUAUCUCCUUUGGAGGGAUCACCACUCAUCGCGGGAAUCACUUUUCAUAUCCAGCGGCUCAGAUGAUGAAGUGACAGCGAAUUCUGAUCGUCUUCUGGUGAAGUGGGACUUUGAUUCUUUGAGCUCCAAGGAGUACAUAGUGGCUAAUGACAUUAACACUUACAAUGCUAAUGAUCACCCCAGAUUUGAUUCCGAGGAAAAUGAAGAUGAUCAGUACACAAUGACGGCAGACACAAUCAACUGCAAGUAUCAGGCUCCUGAAGCACGAUUUAAUGAUGUAAUCACGAGCCGCACACAUCUUGGUAUGAGAAGCAGCUCUAUUAAUUUGGUCACAAAUAAUGUGAAUCAUGUACCAAAAUCUUUAAUAUCCCUUUUCGAAGAAGAAGACUCACCAAAUAUGGAGCCAUUUACCUCGGGCAGCCUUCAGUUUGAAGUGCCACGUUUGCCAAGUAUGUCAGCCCCUGACUCGCUUUUAUUGAAUUCUCCGACGAUUGAAAUUCCAGAUAUGGAAAGUAUGUCUCGAAUUGGGCUAGAACAAAAAACUCUGUCUCAGCUGAACUUGGCAGCUUUUCGUUCCAUCUCACGACACCAAUCACCCCAAAAUACAUUUCCCAAGCUAAAUAAGCCUCCGGCCUUGACAUCGCAAUAUGGCGGAAAUAGCUCUUCAACAAACAGCUCGCGACAGCGCAAAAAAACGAUAUCAAACUCCGGAAGUUCGGUAUCAGCUGGUACCAAGACCUCUCUCGAAGAGACGCAAGGACCUCAGACGCCACCAAAUGUUGCUGAUAAUAUCGGUAAAAAGACACCCUCUCCCGUUUUUACUUUCAAUGGUUCCUUCACAGAUUCUUCCAUAACCAAUAGUCCUUCAAAAUCGAUGAGACCACUUCAAUCAAGCAACAAUCCUAUGCUUCAGCCUAUUAAUUUUAAGUUGAAUUCAGAUCAUGCCUCAAGUAAAAAUGUGAACGUUGCAACUUCACCAACCAAUGUCUCAUCGACAAACCAUACAUCAAGUGGAGCAUCUAUGGCAUCCAAUUUUUCGUCCAUGAUGUCUAUGUCUGCACAAGCGAAUGGGGUUACUACGAAGCCCCAAUCCAAAAAAGAAAAACCCUCCCUCAAGAUACAAAUGCCUGUUCCUUCAAGUUCGCACAAAAUUGUUUCAAUGCUAGGCAGCGAAGGCUCGGAGUUCAAGCGCCCCAAUGACAAUGUGAACCAGUUUGGCAUAAACCCCGCCUUGGUCUCAAAUGUUGCUUCCAUGACACCAGUCACAGAAAAGGAUAAUCAAAUUGAAGAACAAAAUGAUGGCAAGGAUAAAAGUGGAGAAACUAUUCAAUUUCAGCGACAAAAGAAAAGUGCAAUGGCCACACCUGGCUCAAAGUCAACUCCUUUAUCAUCGUCUUUUCCGAUUCAACCUCCUGCAGGUGGAACGUUUUCUAGACCCAAUGUUUUUUCAGUUCUGAAGUCAUUUUCCAGCAAAGAAAAUCCCAAAUUUCCCAUCAUUCCCUCUUUGCAUGGUGACUUGUUCAUGGACUCUACGCCAACUAACAAAAUUGUUAAUGAGCUAGAGAAUAUGGUUACACUUUUUAUUCAGGGUCUUGAAUCCUUGGAAAGUUCCUUGUGA